UUUAGGUCUAACAUUAGACCUACUUCCUGACUACAGGUAUGAAGGUCUACUUUAGGUCUAACAUUAGGACUACUUCCUGACUACAGAUAUAAAGGUCUACUUUAGGUCUAACAUUAGGGCUACUGCCUGAUUACAGUUAUAAAGGAUUAUAGGUCUAUUAGCCUAUUUUUAGCCUCUGUAUAAGUGUAUUUUCUGGUUUAAAGGUUAACUCAGUCAUCAAAAUGUGUGUUUGUUUCUUCGUAAUGUCUAUAGGUCUCUUAAUGUGUUGCUAUCUAAGGUGAACACCUCAAAGAAGCUGAAUAAUUUCCAUUAACUUCACAUUAUUGUGAAACCUGUUUACCUCUAUGCUAGACCCUCCCCUUAAUGUCACACGAAAAGGUUUUCAGGGAAAAGGACCACAGGCUGAAAACCUUCCACUCGAUCGAACCAAUCGCUGCUCGUAUGUCCUUUCAUGGUAUAGUACAUCUAAUCAUGAACACAGAAAUACACAGCAAAGACCUUUUUACUCAAAAACCCAGCUACUCUCUGACAGUCACCAUCAGACCAUCAGACCGCAACAUGGACAGGCUGUGUGUCACCCUGAUUGCAUUCUUAUGUGCUGUUUCCUCCAGUCAGGAUGGGAUCUCUGCAGCAGAGGUGGAGAUGAGAGUCAGACCAGGAGACAACAUCACUCUCUACUGUGACUGUAACAUAACUUCUGGAAUAUACAUAAUGUGGUAUAGGAACUGUUCUCACAAGUACCAGCCUCCUCUUGUUAUUUUAACUAAGUUUUUAAGUUCCAUCUCUCUCCCUGGAUUUAAUGUGUUAUGGAACCCCUCUAACAUCUCCUAUGAUCUACUGAUUGAGAACAUCACUGAAUCUGACCUGGGACUCUACUACUGUGGGACUGUGAAGUACAAGUUUCAAGAAGGAAAACGAAUGAAAUAUAAAGAGUUGGUCCACUGUGGAAACAUCACCACUAGGAUUUCACUUGAAACCAGUCCUCCUGAGCCAUCCUCAUCCUCCCCUCCUCCUGUAGACUGUGGUCUGUGUUGGAUGUUGCUGUUCAGUCUGUGUCCUGUGUCUGCUCUCCUCUACUCUGCCUGCGUCUACUCCUUCUAUAGAACAACAGCUCCAACUGAGACUCCGGUUCCUCUGAACAGGACUUCAACCAGGUACAUACACAUCUAUCAAUACCAACAGUGUGAGACCUAUACCAGUCAUCAAUACCAGCAGAGUGAGACCUAUACCAGCCAUCAAUACCAGCAGACUGAUACCAUUACCAUCCAUCAAUACCAGCAGAGUGUGAGACCUAUACCAAUGUAGCUGGGAGGGCAUUAUUUUUAAGAGUUACUUAAUUUUUUUUUACCUUUUCAUACAAGUGAUUUAUUUUUAAACUUUUGUCUGUAACCUUUUAAUAAUAAUAACAAUAGUGAUUUAGAAAAUGUGGUUAAGAUCAGGGAAUAAUGGUUAAAUAGCUGUUGUUACAGUCUUAGUUUGUAAUUCUAGGUGUUAAAGUUCAUUGUUUUCCAUUUGUAAGUGUAUUGAUAUGUGUUAAUGUAGCUGAAUAAAUAUUGAUUCAGUUUAA
Molecule: messenger RNA, 1567 nt
Organism: Salmo salar (Atlantic salmon)
Lineage: Eukaryota; Metazoa; Chordata; Actinopteri; Salmoniformes; Salmonidae
Source: RefSeq, a predicted model, not a curated record